GCCCUAGCAAAAGAUACGUUCCUAAAGCGAACCAACCCUGCCGGCGCCUCUUGAAAUGGAGACGGUCACUUCUUCAGAUAGCUCCCCAGCUCUGGAAAAUGAGCAUCCUCAAGGAAGCUACUGGAAGAUGUGCUCCACCAGAACAAGGGAGUAAUCAAAAAGAUGAAAACAUGGGAUACAGGAUACAGGAGUGCCAAUACAGGAGAGACGUGAAAGGGGGCCCCUGGAUGGUGAUGAAGGAAGACCUCAGCAGUGUACACCAGGCAAAGCAGCCCAGAUUUGAGCAGAGACCCCAGAAUCCAACAAUAGUGUGUAUACUUCCUUCAUGAAGUCUCAUCGCUGCUAUGACCUGAUUCCCACAAGCUCCAAAUUGGUCGUAUUUGAUACUUCCCUUCAGGUGAAGAAAGCUUUCUUUGCUUUAGUGACUAAUGGUGUACGAGCUGCCCCUUUGUGGGACAGUAAGAAGCAAAGUUUUGUGGGCAUGCUGACCAUUACCGAUUUCAUCAAUAUCCUUCACCGCUACUAUAAGUCAGCCUUGGUACAGAUCUAUGAGCUGGAAGAACACAAGAUAGAGACUUGGAGAGAAGUGUACCUACAGGACUCCUUUAAACCACUUGUCUGCAUUUCUCCUAAUGCCAGCUUGUUUGAUGCUGUCUCUUCAUUAAUUCGAAACAAGAUCCAUAGGCUGCCAGUUAUUGACCCAGAAUCAGGCAACACGUUGUACAUCCUCACCCAUAAGCGCAUCCUCAAGUUCCUCAAGUUGUUUAUCACUGAGUUCCCCAAGCCAGAAUUCAUGUCUAAGUCUCUGGAAGAGCUACAGAUCGGCACAUAUGCUAAUAUCGCUAUGGUCCGCACUACCACCCCCGUCUAUGUGGCUCUAGGCAUCUUUGUACAACACCGAGUGUCUGCCCUGCCAGUGGUGGAUGAGAAAGGGCGUGUGGUGGACAUCUACUCCAAGUUUGAUGUUAUCAAUCUGGCAGCAGAAAAAACCUACAACAACUUAGAUGUGUCUGUGACCAAAGCCCUGCAACAUAGGUCACAUUACUUUGAGGGUGUCCUUAAGUGCUAUCUGCAUGAGACUCUGGAGACCAUCAUCAGCAGGCUGGUGGAAGCAGAGGUUCACCGGCUUGUAGUGGUGGAUGAGAAUGAUGUGGUCAAGGGAAUUGUAUCUCUGUCUGAUAUCCUGCAGGCCCUGGUGCUCACAGGUGGAGAAAAGCCCUGAGCCUGGGAAAGGGGUCAGACAGUAUCAGGGGAUAUGCCCUGAUCACUGCCUGCCCAAAGCUCUGGGAACCACAGAUGAAACCUUGAAAGAAUUGUGACUCUGUGUCCUGCUUAGGGAGCCCUCUACCCUGCUCCCUGCAAGCUGGGAAAGUAUGGGGGCAGGAAGGAGAAUGGAUUUUUAGCUGUCUUCAUCCUCACACAUACACUUGAGGAAAACGUGUAGCCUAGCCCACCCCAGCCCCUGCCCUUUUUGACAUAGCCCCCUUUCUGGGUAACCCUCAGGCAAAUUCUGAUCUCUAAGAGAUCCCCAGACCUCACGCAGCCUUUGUCUCUAUGUCUGCCUGACUCCAGCCUAAGAUAAUACAACAAAACUCUUCAUAAAGAUAUUUUUAUUCAUCCUGUUUCAUGCUGUAUGGAGGAGGCUGAGUCUAUUUAGUGACAUUUCUUCCCCUAAUGGGAGUGGGAGGAUUGUGGAGAGGAGGGCCUUUGGGUUCCAAGAUGGGGGUUAGCUGGGGGAGGAGGGCAGAAUGCUUAGCUGAGGUCAUUGCUUCUCAUGGCAAACCUAAUUAAAAUGACAGGAACCUCUU
Manis pentadactyla (Chinese pangolin) is the source of this 1808-nucleotide messenger RNA. It is a transcript of the gene PRKAG1, whose product is annotated as protein kinase AMP-activated non-catalytic subunit gamma 1. NCBI's taxonomy places the organism in Eukaryota, Metazoa, Chordata, Mammalia, Pholidota, Manidae. The coding region runs from base 326 to 1222 and encodes 298 amino acids. The transcript has 13 exons. The record is from RefSeq and is a predicted model, not a curated record.